GGUUCGUCUUGACAAUCUCCCGGCUCGUUCCACAGUGCCAAGAAGGCGUCCACUUUUCGAAAACGAAUGACGGAAAAUUCGAAUUAAAUCUAGUUUACAGUGCAUUUUGUUCGGACUGGAGAAGUUUUAUAAACUUCUUUAGACUUUGUCGCCAUGGGGGACGCUAUCUAUGAGGUUCGGCUGGAAUGCUUGGAUGGUGAUAUGAGACGGGUGGAAAGAAAGGUGGACGAACUUCUGAAAAGACCGGUGUACCAGGGAAAAAAAGCAAAACAUGUACAGUCAGAUGUCGAUGAUGGCACGGUGGAUUUCUCCAUGGACGAGAAUGAGGAUCGAGGCAACUGGACGGGCCGUUUCGACUUCUUGCUGUCCUGUUUAGGUUAUGCCGUCGGUCUCGGCAACGUCUGGCGUUUCCCGUACCUCUGUUACAGGAAUGGAGGAGGUGCCUUCUUCAUCCCCUACUGCAUCAUGUUGGUGUUCGUAGGGAUUCCCAUCUUCUUCCUCGAGUUGUCCCUUGGACAGUUCACAAGCAGUGGUCCCUUCACCUGCUGGAGCUUCGCCCCGAUGUUCACUGGUGUAGGCGUGGCCAUGGUCAUCGUGUCCGGUCUUGUCGCGAUCUACUACAACAUGAUAAUCGCCUGGUCCCUCUUCUACAUGUUCGCCUCGUUCACGUCGGAGUUGCCGUGGUCGAGCUGUGAUCUGAUAGAUGGCGCUGAUCGACUUUGUUCGACAUUCCUGAGUGAAGUGACCAGCAAAAAAAACUGCACAGACAAUGGACCAGGCUUCAUGGCCAACAUCACAGAUGGUAUUUGCUACAACGGCAGCAUGACCUUCGGCAUCUGGAACGAGACCCAGCUGGAGGAGGUGGGCCUGAAGAGGAUCCUCCCAGCUGAGGAGUACCUCUACGGCCGAGCGCUCGGCAGGAAGUACAGCGAAGGACUGCACGACCUUGGACCAAUCCGAUGGGAACUAGCGCUAUGUCUGCUUCUCGGUUGGAUCAUUGUUUUCUUCUCCCUGAUCAAGGGUGUGAAGUCGUCCGGAAAGGUUGUCUACUUCACUGCCACCUUCCCCUACAUCGUGUUGACCAUUCUCCUCGUCCGGGGCCUGACCCUUCCCAACAUGGCAGACGGCAUCAGAUUCUACCUGAAUCCCGACUUAGAUAGGCUAAAAGACGCGGGAGUAUGGAAGGAUGCCGCCGUGCAGAUCUUCUUCUCUCUCUCCGCCUCGUGGGGAGGCUUGAUCACUCUUGCUAGUUACAAUAGGUUCCAUACCGACGCUCUCAGAGACUCGUUGAUUGUUUCCCUGGGUAACUGUUUGACCAGUUUCUACGCCGGAUUCGUAAUCUUUUCGCUCCUUGGCUUCUUGGCAGGACAGCUGGGCACAACAGUCGACAAGGUGGCCAGUAGUGGUGUUGGCCUCGCCUUUAUCGUCUAUCCCGAAGCAGUGGUUCGAAUGCCCCUACCUACCCUAUGGGCCAUUCUCUUCUUCGUCAUGCUGUUGACCUUGGGUCUCGACUCGCAGUUUGCCCUGGUAGAGACCGUCACCACCGCCUUCGUCGACAAGUGGCCCGAUACGCUCCGACCAAGAAAGACCAUUGUCAUCCUCGGUACCAGUGUAAUCAUGUACUUGCUUGGGUUGACCAUGUGUACCAACGGUGGAGCCUGGCUGCUACAACUAAUGGAUGAAUACUCUGGCGGCUGGAAUGUGCUACUGAUCUCGCUGUGUGAAUGCAUGUCCAUCGCCUGGGUCUACGGUUUCCUCCGAUUCCGCAAGGACAUCGGCGUCAUGCUCGGAAACAAAUUCUGCGGCUGUAUCCCAUGGUUGCCGAUCUCGUGGUGGUGGGCUGUCUGCUGGUGUUUCAUUACCCCUCUCGGUGUGCUUUUCAUCAUGGUGUUCUCCUGGGUGCGGUACACACCUCUGAAAUAUGAUUGGUACAUCUACCCAACGUGGGCCCAGGCUCUUGGUUGGUUGAUGACGUUUUCAGUCAUCUGCGGUCUGAUCAUCACGCCCAUCGUGCAGUUAAUCUGCUGCAGGAAGGGAAGCUGCGGCGAUCGCUGCAAAAGCCUGGUCUACCCAACACGUGGCUGGGGUCCUGCUCUACUCAAGCACAGGAAACUUAUCGACUGGGUUCCAAUGUACACUACGGACAUAGAGGCCUACAAGGCAGAGAGGGACGGCGGAAUGGUGCCAAUGGGAGGAGUUGACAGCAAGGAAGGCACCGUCAACCCCGGAUACGCUGCAGACAACGAUGACAAGACUGCGUUCUAAACAGAUAUGCACUAGUUAACCGGGUGGUCAAACGAUCCUUCCUGGCCGCGCAGUCACGUGAUAUGCUCGUCAUGACGUUAUUAUACUUGAACUAUUGAACGAAGUUUUGGAUAAGAGACCGUAACGUUCUUGCAAAAAUGGAUGCAUCCAGAAGAUUAGUACUUGUAUAAAGCAUUUUUAUGGAAGUUAAUGAUGGUUUCGUCCUUUUGUGCGAGACCAGUGACGUCAAUGUUUUUGACGGCGAAAACAGUCGAAUGUUAUAUUCCGUCCUACGCGGAGCUAGGCUGGAGUGCUCUGCAAUGUCAGUUUUAUACCAAGUAGCUUUUUAGCAAAAUAUUGUAAAUUACACUUGCAUAUAAUCUUUUGUAGAUACUGAUAAUUUAUAAGGCUCCAAUGCAUCAAAAGAGAAGCUGACUGUUGGAUUUUCGCUGUUUCAUUACCUCGAUACAGUUUUUAACGGGUCUUGAUAUUGGCGGACAGCCUUUCCGCCAUAAGGCGUUGGUCCUGCCACGAAAGCAGGGUUCGCCGCUGCCUUUCCAAAACUGAACCUAUAGCUUUGAUCACCUGGUCCCAUAGCUAGAGCCUCAAUAUCGAUGUUGUCUUAUGAGGGAAUUGGGCGUCUGCUGUAUUGCUGUCAUAACUUUGAUCAGGACGAUUUUCCGUCCACGCCCUGUCCGGCCCUUCUGCAAAAGCUUCACUAUUCUAUUGCUCGAUAACUCACCAGGGGCUGCUGUUACUGCCAAAGGAGGUUUGGGGACUGUUUUCCGUCAACGCCCUAUAAGAUUGAAAAUGCAACAAGCCAGGCCUAUAAAGGUUUGAAAGCAAUGAAAAUUCAGCAUUAAUCAAUAAUAUGUCAUUGUGAUUAUUUAGAACAGCUGCCUUAUGUAGAUAUACGCAUAGUUUAUUUUAAAGAAUAUAUGAUUAUUAUCAUCAAUUGAGAUAAUGUUUUAACACGGACCAAGAAUUUAUAUAAAAUUCUCACGGAUUUACAGUUAGCGAUAUACAUGUCCCGUUUCAAUAAUUCGUUGUGCAGUCUCACAUUUUCUUUGUAUUUCGCCAAUUCCAUAUAGUAAAGUCUGGACUAUCAUCGAACCUCUGGACCAAGUACCUUUUACUUGUAAUUUUUGGUCGGUGGAUUGAUCUGCUCUUUGUUGGUUUUAUGUUAAAUGACCAUUUUACAUUUUAUCUUGCCUGCUUUUCAUUGUUUUAUUGUCUUGUACUCUACGGUUAUCCUAACAUUAAAUCUGUAUGAAAUA
Molecule: messenger RNA, 3521 nt
Organism: Lineus longissimus
Lineage: Eukaryota; Metazoa; Nemertea; Pilidiophora; Heteronemertea; Lineidae
Product: sodium-dependent proline transporter-like
Exons: 12
Coding region: 154-2265 (703 amino acids)
Biological process (GO): sodium ion transmembrane transport
Cellular component (GO): plasma membrane
Source: RefSeq, a predicted model, not a curated record